AUGUUUGGCAUUUUUAAUAUAAAAAAAUCUAAAACGUCUGAAGAUGAUACACAGAAGAACAUCUCAAUAAACACAACUAGUUCCUCUCAACAGGUCAUAACCAAAUCCAAUUUAAAUGUUUUGAUAAAUGCAAAUGAUUCUGAUCCAGAUGAUCCAAAUUCAUUUAAUAUUUCACAAAAUAACACUGAUGAGCUAAAUGAUACUUCAAAUAUUCUAAAUUAUUAUUUGAAGCAUUCAGAUACUCAGGCCAACAUUGUUAAGGAUUUAGGAGAUUUAAGCACAGGCCCUGCACAACCAAUUUUACCAGCAUAUCCCAUGACAGUUUUUGGUAGACAAAAUAGAUCAUUUAAUGCCAAAUACUAUAAUGAGUUCAAGUGGAUUGAGUAUAGUAUAGAAAGAAAUGCUGUUUUUUGCUUUUGUUGUCGAAUAUUUGGAUGCAGUUCUACUGAUCAUGUUUUUACCAAAAGUGGUUUUACAAAUUGGAAAAGAUUGGGGACAAAAUUUUCAAAACACUCCAAGCUCAAUGCACAUGCAGCCACACAAACACAUUUAAUUAAUUUAGCUAAAAUGGAUGGACAUAAUUCUAGUAAGAUAACUGGUAAUAUUCUGUGUCAAGUAUCUAAUGCUCACAAAGAUUUUGUCCUAAAGAACAGAUCUUACUUAAAAACACUUAUAGAUAUUUUGUUAUAUUUGGGACGGCAAGGUAUUGCCUUCCGAGGAAAUAUUGAAAACAAGGAUUCCCUAAACAGAGGAAAUUAUUUAGAAGCGUGUAAAUUGAUGUGUGAACAUAAUCCACAAUUUAAACAAGUAUUUAAUGGAGAAAUAAACUAUACAAGUCCUUUGCUUCAGAAUGAACUGAUUGGAAUAUGUGCAGAAAAUGUUCGCAGUAUGAUUGUAACAGAAGUUAAAAAUGCUGGUAGUUUUUCAGUUAUGUGUGAUGAAGCUAGGUGCCAUAAACAGGAGCAGAUGUCACUUUGCAUUAGAUAUGCAAACAAAUUUGAAGAGUACAGACAGUAUUAUUCUUUAAGAGAACAUUAUCCUGAUGCCAUUUACAUUCAUUGCAUGGCACACAGAUUAAACCUCGUUGUUAUUAAUAUGUGCAAACAUGUAAAGUACUCCAAAACUGUAUUUAAUACAUUAGAGGCUAUUUAUGUUCAUUUUUCCACUCCAAAAAAAAACAAAAAACUGCAAGAUGUGCAAAAAAAAUUAAAAAUGAAUAAGUUAACUUUAUCAGCUAUUAGCGAUACUCGUUGGGUAUGCAGACAUAAAAACUGCAAAGCAGUUAUUGAAAGUUUUAGUUCAAUUGUUGAAGUUUUAGAACAUGAAGUUGAGGAGGACAAUGAUGGAGAUGUUUCUAGAGCUAUUGGUAUUUUAGCUACUAUUCAAAAAACAGAAUUUGUGGUAAAUUUACAUGUUAUGCACUUCGCAUUGGGUAUAAUAAAUGUUUUAAGUAAUAAGCUGCAAAAUAAAAUGGAAACAUUAGGCCAUGCUGCAAGUACUAUUGUAGGUGUUAUAGGAACAUUUGAAGAAAACAGAAAUUCUGAAUGUUUCUCAGACUUAUGGCAAUUAAUUGAAGAAUUUUCAGACAAGCAAAACAUAAAAUUAGAAUUGCCAAAUAAAAAUUUAAAAAGAAAAAGAAAAGAACCAGACUUAUUAAGAGAUUAUUGUUUAUCAACUACAACAGGUGCUGAAGAUAAUCUAAAUUUAAUCGAAACAGCCAAAGAUUAUUGGAUGUCUCAUGCUUAUUUUCCUGUUAUUGAUGCUAUAAUAAAUGAUAUGAAAACUAGAUUCUCUGUGGAAAGUUUAAAAAUGGCCAAGUCAAUUGAUACAUUUUUAGAUUUACAAUAUGAUAAGGAUUCUUAUUUUGUAAACCACUACAAGAUCUUAUUAAAAAUUGAAGAAGAUGAUCUGAAGUGUGAAUUAAAAGUCGCAAAAAAAGUUUAUGAAAAUCAAAAAGUUAACAACAGUAAAAAACAUAAUGAGCAACUUAAGUCUGUUAUUUCAUAUGAUACAUAUCCAAAUAUAUAUAAGUUGAUGCAUGUUGCAUUAGCUAUACCUAUAAGCUCGGCAACAUGUGAAAGAUCUUUUUCCUCUAUGAGAAGAAUAAAUACUUAUCUAAGGUCCAACAUGGAACAAGAUAGAUUUACCGAUUUAAGUAUUAUAAACAUAGAAAGAGAGUUAUCAAACCAAAUUGAUAAUGAACAAAUUUUAAACAAGUUUUCCGAGAAGGAAAGAAGGAUGCAAUUAUAA
This is a messenger RNA of Macrosiphum euphorbiae (potato aphid), 2250 nucleotides long. Lineage: Eukaryota; Metazoa; Arthropoda; Insecta; Hemiptera; Aphididae. The record is from the annotation of a GenBank genome assembly.